This is a messenger RNA of Apodemus sylvaticus (European woodmouse), 423 nucleotides long. Its product is annotated as ubiquitin-conjugating enzyme E2 C-like. The record is from RefSeq and is a predicted model, not a curated record. Lineage: Eukaryota; Metazoa; Chordata; Mammalia; Rodentia; Muridae.
AUGACCCUCAUGAUGUCUGGUUACAAAGGAAUUUCUACCUUCCUUGAAUCAGAUAACCUAUUCAAAUGGGUAGGGACCAUCCAUAGAGCAGCUGGCACAAUAUAUGAAGACCAGAGGUAUAAACGCUUCUUAGAGUUCCCCAGCGGCUACCCUUACACUAUGCCCACAGAGAAGUUCCUAACACCUUCCUACCACCCCAACAUGGACACUCAAUGCAACAUCUGCAUUGACAUCCUUAAGUAUAAGUGGUCUGCAAUAUUUGAUAUCAGAACCAUCUUACUCGCUAUUCAGAGCCUGCUAGGAGAACCCAACAUAAAAAAACCCUUUAAUAAUAUGGCUGCAGAGCUCUGGAAAAACCCCAUUACAUUUAAGAUGUACCUGCAAGAAACCUAUUCAAUGCAGAUCUCCAGCCAAGAACCCUGA